AAAAUGUAUGAUAGUUGGUCUAUUGAAAUCAACGUGAUAAAUUAUUCGGGUUCAUUUAUGACGUGAAGAUCACUUGAAUGUUCACCUUGGAUCAAGGUAGACAUUGCUUCCCACGAUGCCGAAGAAAGAGGUCUGGCCAACCAUUGAUCAGAAGACCAACGUCACCCCGACUCCAAAUUGGGAAGGGCGUGUUCAAGAGAACACAAAGGAGUAUUUUGAAGAGACCUCCCUCCAUGGUCUCAAAUAUUUGGCACAACCUCGAGUGUCAAAACCAGAGAGGGUCUUCUGGUUUGUGGCCGUGUUUCUUUCCUGGUUCUUUUCGGGGUAUAUGAUUUAUCAGGUAUGCAUAAAGUGGCAGCAAAGUCCAGUUCUAGUCUCCUUUGAUUCCACGCCAGUCCCGAUUUGGAAGGUUCCAUUUCCUUCAUUCACCGUCUGCAAUAUGAAUAAGGUGAUGAGGUCCAAAGUAAUAAGUAUUGAAAAGGCUCUGGAACAAAAUCAAUCCAAUCCCGAUUUCGUGACUGAGCGGAUGUUUGUGGACGAGAUUUGUGGAUCAGAAACCGCUUCAAAAAUAGAGGGCCAACAUAACCUUAACUUGACGGGAGAUGAUCUCCAUCACUUUUUGAGCCAUUUAAGCCAGCCGUGUUCGUCCAUGAUGCUUCGAUGUCACUUUGAAGGCUUUCAUCGAAACUGCGGCGACAUUUUCACACCCGUUAUAACGGAUGAAGGCCAAUGUUGUGCUUUCAACAUCAUGCCCGAGAGCAUCAUGUUCAAAAACACGGGACCCAAGCAGGAUCAUGAUGAGCAAGAAGAGAAGCGAUGGGCCAAUUGGGACAUUCAAAAUGGUUACACCGACACGAAUGGAGCCUCGACGAAUUUGUCUACCACAUAUGAGUUCAUGCCCAGGAGAGCUCUAGCCCCCGGUCUGCAUAUGGGCCUUAGCGUCAUGUUGGAUGUUCAAGAAAGCGAAUACUUCUGUACAGGCUCGGAAUCUGUCGGAUUUAAGGCGUUGUUUCAUACACCAGCCACGUUACCGGAAAUGAUUGAAUACGGGUUCGCCAUUUCCCCUGGAUCCGAGACGUUCUUCACGAUAAAUCCAACAUUGAUGCAUGCUCAGGAAAGCAUUCAUGGCAUUAGUUACACUAAACGCCAAUGCUACCUUCAACACGAAAAAGAUUUAAGAUUUUUCAGACACUACACAUUCUUGAAUUGCUUUAUGGAAUGUGUGUCAAACUUCACAUUUAGGACCUGCGGCUGCGUUGCUUAUUACAUGCCUAGAAACUCUAGUUAUAUGCCAAUUUGUGGACCUAAAUUGGCCAAAUGCGUAUUCGACUCGGUCACGGAAGUAGAAAGAUCCACGUUGUCGGACACGAAAGAAAACAAAGGCUCGGGAUGUGAAUGUUUACCUCCUUGUACGGAUAUCAAUUUCCCCCAUGUUUCUUCCACCACCAAACUAAGGUCGAGCACACUCAAAAUGAGUCAAGAAUUGAAAGAAACCCACCCAAAGCUCCUCAAUGACAGCUAUGUGCAUGACAACGUGGCCAUUGUGAACAUCUUCUUUAAAGACCAACACUUUAUGAGGCACGAACGGAGUGAGCUCUUUGGCAUUACCGACUUCUUCGCCAACAUUGGAGGGCUGAUGGGAUUAUGCAUGGGAUUUAGUAUCUUGAGUUUGGUGGAGUUCGUCUACUUCUUCUCUCUCAGACUUAUUUUGCAUAUUCAAGCGCAGAAGUCAAAGUCUUAAAAGGCUAAGAUUAACGUAGGGUCUUGAUUGAAAAUGAAAGACAAACUACGCUUGACGACUUUUCGGCUUAUCAUUGACAAUCUUAUCCAACGGCAAUGUCAGUCUACAAUCAAGCUUUGUUCCAAUGUGUCCCCAUAUGGCAAACCAUAUGGUUCCUAGAAACGUGGAACGAAACGAAAAAAAAGCAAUUUCAUCCUCCUUGUAUCUAGGCGAUAUGGUGUGGUCGCCUCAUUAAUUUUGUUCGUUAAAAUUUGUGGUUGCAUAAAAUCUCCAAUAAAAAAUGACGGAAGUACGUCAACGCA
Molecule: messenger RNA, 2043 nt
Organism: Tigriopus californicus
Lineage: Eukaryota; Metazoa; Arthropoda; Copepoda; Harpacticoida; Harpacticidae
Product: pickpocket protein 28-like
Exons: 7
Coding region: 116-1741 (541 amino acids)
Biological process (GO): sodium ion transmembrane transport
Cellular component (GO): membrane
Molecular function (GO): ligand-gated sodium channel activity
Source: RefSeq, a predicted model, not a curated record